AGUAUCCUCUGGACCCUGUCGGUACCCUGACAUCGACUCUCCAUCCGUCCGCGCCGGUCCUAAACGAACGCUAAAUAUCAACACCGGGUGUGUCUCGAUCUCGCCAUGAUUAGACCCUUAGCGGAAGACAAUGUCGGAGGAUCCGACGACCUCCCUGCAUACGACGAUCGGUUCGCAUAUCCGGAAACCACUUUUCGGGUGGAUUUGCAGGAAAGCUUGGCAAGCAGCUCCCUCACGACCGCUCCACCAACACCUAAUACGCAUCGGCGCACCGAAAUGAUGGCUGUGCCUCUCCAGGACAACCAGACUGUCCAGUAUGGACAGGGCCAGCUCGUCGUGCCGCCAGUGAUAACAACCGUCCCUGACCUUCUCACCGACGAGAUGAUCAAGUUUGUCCUGACCCGCAAGCUCCGCGAUUCCUGGUGGGGCCUCACCGAUACUUCAGCAGUUCAAAAGAGUGAAGUCUCUCGAGUACUGCCCUACUCGUGUCUCUACGUCGUUGUGGAAUCGCUCGUGGAGGAGCGAAAUCUCGAGGAGAAGGUUCAGCCCAACUCCAAGCGGCACACGGAUUGGGAUCCCCGCAUCCGAGCCUCCAACAACGAGCGACCCCCUGGAAUCAUGACCCAGUCGCUUUGGAAUGGGCGAGUCAAUUUCAACGGCAGUGAUUUUCAGCAGACCGAGGACACCAAUGCCCUAUGGGACAGCACUGGUCAUGAGGCUGCGGCUGGAUGGACCACAGGGGAGCAUCGCAAGGACAUUCCCGAGACGUUGAUUACGUCGAUAUGCGGCACCUGCGCAGGAGCUGGAUCCAAGCCCUGCGCCGGCUGCCGCACCACCGGGCGGACCUCAUGUUUGAGCUGCAAAGGAACUGGUGCCCAAACCGAAUCCUCCAAAGACAGCACCAAAACAGAGCCAUGCUCAAAUUGCCGCGGAAGUGGUCGGGCACGGUGUCAGGAAUGCGGAGGGAUCGGACGAAAGGACUGUUCCACUUGCGACGGCCACGGCUCCGUUACCAGCCACCUGGUCAUCAAAUCCAGACGGGCCGUGGAUUCGGCAAAAGGCAUUGUGCUAUUGAAGGAGACGGCACCCCCCGGCGGCAGCAACCAUGUUUCGACACACGUAUGCAGCGUGUCGAUUCCAAAGUUUCCUCGUGCUUUGGUGGACGGCUACGAGAGCAAACGGAUUCUCUUCCAAGAUGCCGUAUCCAAUGGCUUUCGACUGCGACCCCCGCAUCUGCUGUUUGCAGAGGCCGGAAGCGGCGUGCAGGCCGACCUGUCCGAUCUGGCCGAGACGAUCCGCCGUUGCAUCAGCGAACAUCGAGGCCGAGCCCGUGACGAGGAUGGCCGAUGGCCGAGCGAAUCCGAUGCCCGUCUCGUCAGCCAACGCAUGUCGAUCUUUGGGCUGGACGUCUACGAGGUCGUGUGCACGUCCCAGCGCGAAAGCCAUAUCGGAUAUAUCUGCGGUCAGGGAAAGCUCGAGGCCUUUGAAGGUCACAUCGAACUACCGGGUCAGGCGAUGGCCGUGGUCCGUGGCAUCGCCGGCGCCGUUGGGAGCGGCAUCUGGAGUCUCGGAGGCGCGGUAUCAUCGCUCUUUGGUGCAGGUCGACAGCCGUCGCAAAGCGACUCUUCCUCCAGCUGGAGCGAAGUCAGCGCGACGUCGGCAGAGGAAAAGGGCCAAGGGCCGCCUGGGUGGGACGAUCUUAAGCGCCUUCCCUCGUAGCGGAGGCGGUCAAAACAUCACCAUCACCAUCGCCGUCGCUGUCGUUGUCGUUGUCGCUGCUGUUGUGGGUGGUUUGAAAGUCUGGGCGAUUGUUUUGUUGUUGGUCAUGAAUGCACAUCACUCGAGAGAAUGUCUACCGUUGCGGCUCGGGAACCAUGAUCGAGAUAUCCACACGGGCAGGGGCACUGCAUAUUCUUGAGCCCACCAUGCAUGCCAUUGCGGGGCACCACGAUGCAUCCAUCCCCGGUCGCU
Molecule: messenger RNA, 1971 nt
Organism: Polychytrium aggregatum
Lineage: Eukaryota; Fungi; Chytridiomycota; Chytridiomycetes; Polychytriales
Exons: 2
Coding region: 106-1719 (537 amino acids)
Molecular function (GO): heat shock protein binding
Source: RefSeq, a predicted model, not a curated record